AUGGCGCAAACUGUCGAGCAGCGACGUCGCAACGCCAAGUUCGCCAAGGAGCAGGAGGCCCGCAUGGGCAAGUCGGGCGAGCAGAUCAAGAAGCGCGAAAAGGUCGUCCAGAAGCCGACCAUCUCCCCCUUCUGGGUCGUACUUCUCGCCUUCGUCGUCUUUGGUGGCCUAGUCUUCGAGGUCCUCGCCCGCUGGUGGGGUCAAUAA
This is a messenger RNA of Cordyceps fumosorosea ARSEF 2679, 207 nucleotides long. RefSeq lists its product as hypothetical. The record is from RefSeq and is a predicted model, not a curated record. Gene Ontology annotation, cellular component: endoplasmic reticulum. The coding region runs from base 1 to 207 and encodes 68 amino acids. The transcript is spliced from 3 exons. Lineage: Eukaryota; Fungi; Ascomycota; Sordariomycetes; Hypocreales; Cordycipitaceae.